AUGGCCGUGUGCGGAGAAACAACACCGCUCAGUACAUCAAGCCGGUCACAUGGACGGGGCAACGGAAACGAGCAGUGCGUCCCAAACGUUGUGAAGUCAUUAGCUAGCCAUGGAUUACCAUUUAGAGGAACUGAAGAAAGGUAUGGAUCUUCUAUUGCUAAUAGUGGUAAUUUUAUUAUGGCAAUGGAAUUAGUUGCAGAAUAUGAUCCUUUUUUGUCUCAGCAUAUAAGUAAAUAUGGGAAUCCAGGUAAAGGAAAUACAUCGUAUGUAUUACCAAAUGGAGAACCAGUGGAACGUUUUAUUGGAUUCAUUGACGAUGCUGGGCAUAAGGUAGAGUCGUUAACUGAGGCUAUAUUUUCCAUAUUGAAGAAAUAUGACUUAAAUGUUUGUUUUCUUAGGGGCCAGUCUUAUGGUAACGCCAAAAAUAUGUCUGGCAUAUAUUCCGAUGUCCAAACAAGAAUUAAAGAUGUUAUUUCCUUAGCUGAUUUUGUUCCCUGUUCCACUCAUUCGCUAAUUCUCGUUGGAAUGUGUGCUGCUAGUUGUUGCGAAAAAGCAAACAAUUUUUUUUCAUUCACCCAAAACUUUUAUGUUUAUUUCUCUUAUAACUUAUAG
This is a messenger RNA of Sipha flava (yellow sugarcane aphid), 612 nucleotides long. RefSeq lists its product as uncharacterized. Bases 1 to 612 code for a protein of 203 amino acids. The record is from RefSeq and is a predicted model, not a curated record. Lineage: Eukaryota; Metazoa; Arthropoda; Insecta; Hemiptera; Aphididae. The transcript is spliced from 3 exons.